ACGUCAUAAUCAUCCGGAGAGGGAUGUAGGUUAUGACGCAAGACGAUGUAAGGGAGAAUCGACGACUUGUCUUACAAGAUGGAUCGCCAAUGCUGCGUCCGCGCCAGGUAGACCACGUAAACGUCCGUCUUCCGGCUCCGGAGGAGAGGUUAGCUCUCCGUCCAAGCCGACCGUGCCGAAAAUGGCUGUGGAGUUUUUGAUGAAUCGGCUUAAGGCCUUGUUCGUAUUGCUCUUCGGGAUAUUUAAGCGCGCGAUGUGCUGCCUCCGACGUCGAAGACGAUCAUCCUGCGACUCUGUCCCCUUGUCCACUGUCGGCGUGGUGCCGAAUGUUCUUACUAGCUCGACGGAAUUGGAGCAAUGGGAUAAGUGGGAAGAAAAUCCAAUUGUUGUUAUACCAGAUAAGCCAGUUAAUACCAUACAAGCUAAGAUAGAGCAAUAUCGACAACAAGUAAUUAAGCCUCCUGAAUCGCCCACUGAAGAACAACUUAACUUUUUUGAGGAUAUGACUCCGAAAAUCACUAGACAGGCAAAAAUUCUAAUAAAAGAUAAGCAUGCAGAUGGCUCGUCUCGUAACAUUGCAAAAUUCACGGCCAUGGAUCCUGUUCCGACUAAUGAAUUAGGAGAAUGGGAAGAAAACUCCGCUGGUUGGGAAGUGGACGACUUCAAUGAUCCUACCAAAGUGCUGCGAGAACAAAGAAGGAGAGAGCGGGAGCAGCGAUUAAUGGAACAGCAGCAGAAAAGGCUGGAACGUACUGCAAAACCGCAACCCUUGGGUGCAAAACUGUGUUCCUGAUGCGAGAUCACAAAUGCGUGGGAAUUAAUAUCAAAAUACACAAUAAUGUACAUUUUAAUGGGAUACAUGCCGGAUAUUUUUAAUAUAGAAAUUGGCAUGUUCAUAUAACCUUUUAUUACUCGAUACUUUCAAUAUCACGUGUCAAUUUUAUCUUCUUGCUUUUUUAUUAUUGCGUAUCAGUCAUGCAAAUUUAAAAAUAUGACGCGGAAAUUUCUUCUUUAAAUGUUGCAUCUUCAAAAAAUGCAGAUUCGUUAUAUUUUAUUUCCUAUAUUAUUUGUAUAUUAAAUAUUUUUAAUCUUCCAAAAGGGCACUAGAGAGUUAAUCAUGAGAGAAAAUGCAAUACAUUUACUUGAAACAAAGUGAUAAAAUUGCAUGAAUAUAGAGUAUUAUGUUAAUGCAUUGUAUUAGAAGAUUGACUGUUUUGUUAUAUUUAUGUGCAAAUGUAUUCAUGGACAUUUUUCAGUAUUUAAACAUUAAUUUCAUAUUAUUUCUUUUAAUACUUUGUAAAUGUAAACAGAAAAAUAAUGUGUAAACAGCAUCGAUAUGAUUAUCUUUCCGAAAAAAUAGUAUUUGUAAACAUUCCAUAUGAAUUUUGUACAAUCUCGAAUGUGAUGCGUCUGAAUUUCUGUAUGAGCGGAUAAUCAUUUUGUAAGUUUAUAAUAAGUCGAUGUAUAAUACCAGGCGGAACCUAUCACUUGACAAAGUUUGUUACAUUUAUGAGUAUAAUCUUUAUGAAUUUUAUUAAAAGCUAAAAUCUCGGAGGCUGUGUAGGAAACAAGAGAGAUUUUAGUGCGAUGCUUCGACUUGUUAUAUUUUUUCCUUUUGUUAUUCAUGCACAAUUGCAAAGAAAAUGGCAUGGAUCGUGGAUUUUAAGAUGUUUCAUAAUAAAAAAAGGAAUUCGUUUAUGUUUGAAUUUGACAAUA
Molecule: messenger RNA, 1716 nt
Organism: Atta colombica
Lineage: Eukaryota; Metazoa; Arthropoda; Insecta; Hymenoptera; Formicidae
Product: receptor-binding cancer antigen expressed on SiSo cells
Exons: 5
Coding region: 182-793 (203 amino acids)
Cellular component (GO): secretory granule
Source: RefSeq, a predicted model, not a curated record